Messenger RNA from Salvia splendens (bonfire salvia), 2890 nucleotides. RefSeq lists its product as uncharacterized. The record is from RefSeq and is a predicted model, not a curated record. Gene Ontology annotation, molecular function: RNA binding. The transcript has 4 exons. The coding region runs from base 46 to 1383 and encodes 445 amino acids. Lineage: Eukaryota; Viridiplantae; Streptophyta; Magnoliopsida; Lamiales; Lamiaceae.
UGAACAGGUUACAGAGCGUUAAUCGGAAGGCAAAGAAAAAGAAAAAUGGCGGUGAGAAAUUUAGCAUCUAAACUCCCAUUCCUCAAACAUCUCCGCUCCAAUUUCGCUCCCUUUUCGCCUCUUCUCUCUCAUGCCCAUUUCAUAUUCCAGAGCUCCAGGAUCGUUAGCAGCAGCACACCUCUUGCAGUCGGGAAAUGUGUGAUUGGAGGGCAAAUAUGUAAAUUUGGCGGCGUCGCAUCGUUCCAUUCGGGUCGGGUUCUGAGAAAUGCGGAGCCUGAGGUGGAGCGGGGCGGGCAAAAUGGUGCUGCUCCGGUAACGAAAAGGAAGAAAUUGAAAGGGAAGAGAGCUGUGGUGAGGUGGCUGAAGUUAUUCAGGUAUAAGAAGAAGAAAACCUUUGAAAGGAUGACUGCGGAAGAGAAAAUCCUCUACAAAUUGAUGAAGGCUCGGAGGAAAGAGGAAAGAUUACUUGAAGCCCUCAGAAAGAUCGAGCCUAAAGAGACAUCGGACACGAUGCACGACCCUGAAAUAUUGACACCCGAAGAACACUUUUACUUUUUGAAGAUGGGCGAGAAGAGCAAAAAUUAUGUCCCUGUUGGGAGACGGGGAUUGUAUCAAGGCGUUAUACUGAACAUGCACUUGCACUGGAAGAAGCAUCAGACAUUGAAGGUCAUUGUGAAGACUUUCUCCCCUCAAGAGGUGAAGGAGAUUGCCUCAGAGCUGGCGCGUUUGAGCGGUGGGAUUGUGCUCGAUAUUCAGGAAGAUAACACCAUAAUUAUGUAUAGAGGGAAGAACUAUGCCCAACCCCCGACCGAGAUAAUGUCUCCAAGGGAAACCCUUUCGAGAAAGAAGGCCUUGGAUAAAUCGAGAUAUAGGGACGCGCUGCGGGCUGUUAAGAGAUAUAUCCCAAGACUGGAGCAGGAGCUAGAGCUGCUUCAAGCUCAGGCGGGAAGUGAACCUACCACGAAUGAAGAAAAACAGGCGAAUGAUGCUGGUGAUCUAGAUUCCGGGAACCAUCCCAAUGGAGAGUUCGAAGGGUCUGCUAGGCUGAAAGAACUAUUGACUAAAAGUGAAGAAAAUGGAGCCAAUUCGAGCGUACACAUGGAUAUGGUUUCAGAUUCUGAAGAUCUGUCUGAUAUUUUUGAGUCGGAGUCGGACGCGGAGACAGAAGGGAAAGAUGUAAAGCCUCUUUACAUGGAUGAGUUUGAAAAGUUUCCGGUGCAGAGUGAGGGAGAGGACGACGAUUUCGAAGAACAUUUGCGCCAAAUAUCUGCUGAUAUGAAAAAGGGCAAAUCGCUCAACCGAGACGUAGAGGCAGAGGAUCUCGAUGAGGUUGAUCGAAUGGUUCUACGAGCUGCUUCACUCUUGAAAAAAAAGAGGAAAUGAUCGCACAAGAGACUAAGGGUAUAUUUGAUAGGGUAGAGUAGGGUCUUAUCUGUAAUCUGUCGUAAUCUUGAAAGCUCGUGAGAUUGCCCAAGCCCAUGCUCAAAACACAUUUUUAGCCAGAUUAGCUAUCAUACCAUUACCCUGCGAUAGCUAAUCUGGCCUUUUCACUGUUCAUCGAGAAUAACUUCAUUUUGCUCGACUUGCCCUCACUCAUUCUUCUUCUCUCUCGCCGUCUGCAACCAGGAAAGAAAAACCCUUCCCCUUUUCUCUUUCUUAACUCAUUUCCAUUGCUUCUGCAAUUGAAGUCUUUGCUAUGGCUUGCUCAAUUUCUACAGAAAGUUCAUUAUUUUCUUCUAAAUAGUAUAAAUACCACUCUUCCUCUUUCCCAUCUUGUACAAAACUUAAUUUUUUCGAAAAGGAAAUUGAGAGAUUGUCUGCAAAAGAAUCUCUGCUUCUUCCGUACGAUAACGAUUCUGAUUAGUUUUCUCAUUUUUGUUGAAAUUUGAAGUGUUUGGUGAUUUCUUGAGAAUAUUUUGUGAGGUAGAUUCUUGAUGAUUGGAGAUUUUCUCCAAUGGGACGAUUGAUUCUUGGAAUUUUGUUCGGAGUUCUUUGAAUUCUGACACCACAGAAUUGUCGUCAUCUUCUUGAUCUAUCCAGCUAGACUUUUUCCUGGAUUUGGUGCCAAGGGCACUUAAUCUGGGAUUUUGGAAUGAAGGGGCUUCUUCAUAGACUUGUUCUUAGGGGAUGCUUGUUUGUUCAGAUCUGAGAUUUUCUUGGUUGGAAAGCGUCGAAUUUAGUGAGAUUUUUCCGGUGGUGGAGUUUGAUGAUUAUGUGUCCUUGAUGAGUUAGUUUUGUACUUGGAUGAAUUAGAUGGGACAUUGGUGAUCACUUUGGUCUGAUUCUUGGAUGACAAUGAAGUAGGUUUAAUGAGUUUGGUUUGGUUUGGUUUGGUUUGGUUUUGGUGGAGAUUUAGUGAUGGAUAUGGACCUUUGUCUUGAUGAGGCAAGUCUUGAUCAUCUUCAGACAGUAAGCUAGCUUCGUGGCUGGGCAGAAACGAGUGAAGAAGUGACGGAAAGAAGAUGCCAAUGCUGGCUGGCUCUGAUGUUUGUUGAGUGCGGCUGUGCUCAUUGGGGACGUGGGAGAGAUUUGGAGAGUUGUGAUGGUGAAUUAUGAUGUAAAUUGGAAAUGGGAGAAAGUGAGAGGUGUGAAGAGGAUGAGUAAGGAAGGAGGGUGGAGUAUGUGACUGUGGAAGGGUUCGAGGAUAUAGAUGAUUAAUAUGCAGUGAGUGAUUGGAUUUUCUUUACUUCCAUUGAUGAAGUAUUGAGGCAUAUAGAUGAUUUGCAGAGGCAAAUGGUCACAACUCAAGUGGACAUUGGUUUGUAAACUACUAGUUGAUAUAAUCAUGAUGCAGAAAUUUUAUCAUGCAUCACUUGUUAAUAAUGUAGGUUUUGGUAUCAAAUUCGUGGAUUUGGAUAAUUUUACUCGUGAUCAAUUAGUUUUCGUGGUA